AAUGGCAUUGAGAGCUGUAUGUUUUAGUAUUGGAGGAAGGCAAAGGAGUUCAUGUAUGUUAUCGGUUCCACGAUAUCUGCAGCUCCAGCCUCAUCUUCAUCACUCUGCUCCUCGAAAGUUGACGUCAUCUCCAAUUCAUCAAUCUGGGUUUAAAUUUGGAAUAAGAGCGAUAAGUGAAGCGGCUGCGAAUCCUGUAGCUCCUAGUAAAGGAGAUGAAAGAGAGACAGCGCCUGAGAAUUGGAAGAUUAAGAUGCUUUAUGAUGGGGAUUGUCCACUGUGUAUGAGAGAGGUGAACAUGCUGAGGGAGAGGAACAAGAAUUAUGGGACGAUCAAGUUUGUUGACAUAAGCUCAGAGGAUUACUCUCCGGAGGAUAAUAUGGGGCUUGAUUAUAAAACAGUUAUGGGAAACAUUCAUGCCAUCCUCUCUGAUGGAACUGUAGUUACUGAUGUCGAAGCAUUCCGAAAGUUAUACGAGCAGGUUGGGCUCGGAUGGGUCUAUGCAAUAACCAAAUAUGAACCUAUUGGAACAAUAGCAGGUGCUGUUUAUAGUGUUUGGGCGAAGUAUCGUCUCCAAAUCACAGGCCGACCACCUAUAGAAGAAGUUUUGGAAUUGCGGAAGAAGAACAAGGGAGACGUAUGUAACGACAGAACUGAUUGUAAACUACCAAAAUAACUGCAGUUAUCAGGACGUUUAAAAGUUCGGCUUUUGGUUGCUUCCAUUUGCAAUCUACUAAUCUAAGUGUGAGCCACAUGAAAUAGUGGGGGACAUUCAUCAAGUGCAGGGUUAAAGAAUAGAAUGGGGAGUUGCUCUCUGCUUUUAAACGGCGUGUAAGAAUUCAUACUAUUCCUUGCUGAUCUCCAAGUUCAGAUGACUGGAACCAAACUCAUGCAUUUUCAUCCACAUGCAGUUACAGCAUAUGUAAACAGUUAAACAGACUGCUGCUUAAAACUCCUUGUACAUAUUGCAAAUUCUAAAUCGCAGAUACAAAGCAUUAGAAAUUCACUUGAGCAAAAUAGUUUUAUUUAGAACAAAA
Messenger RNA from Argentina anserina (silverweed cinquefoil), 1034 nucleotides. RefSeq lists its product as uncharacterized. Lineage: Eukaryota; Viridiplantae; Streptophyta; Magnoliopsida; Rosales; Rosaceae. The record is from RefSeq and is a predicted model, not a curated record. Gene Ontology annotation, molecular function: protein-disulfide reductase activity. Bases 2 to 673 code for a protein of 223 amino acids. The transcript has 8 exons.